GAGUCCACCUGGGCGUCAAAGUCAUUUGAGUUAAGGGGGCACAUUCACCCCAAUUUCAUCUCAUGUGGACUGGACCAGUAUAUUCCUGCCAAAACUACUCAUCCGUGUCACCAUUCGUUGCGCUUCAGUCCUGCCAAAGUGCAGUUCACAAAAAAGUGAGCAGCGUGAAGCGUGCGUACGAGGCCGAGUUAGCGGACGCUCGCCGGCUUGCGGACGAAGGCGCCCGGGAGCGUGCCCGUCUGAAGGUCGAACUGGAAGAGGCCACGCGCAGCGGCAAGAAGAAGGAUGCGGACCUGGCGGCGGCCGUGUCCCGGGCGAGCGCUCUGGAAAGUCAGCUGAAGCGCAGCGAUGUGACGCUCGCCAUGGCGCUCAGCGUGGACGCUGCGCUCAAGGCGCUGCUGGAUAAGGCGGAGGACGCACACGCCGUCGCCAGGCGGCAGCUGAAGGUCGAGACCUCGAUGCGCGUGGGCUUGGAGAACCGCUGCCAGGAGCUGGAGCUCAGGAAGAACAAGUUUGAGGAGGGUCGGGAGUCUCGGCGCAGACAAGAGCAGAGAAUUGUGGAGGUGGACUCUGGUGCCAGACAGGACUACGAGUUCAAACUGUCCCAAGCUUUACAGGACCUGAGGAAGCAGCACGAUGACCAGGUCACUCUCUACAAGGAGGAACUGGAGCAGACCUUCCAGGCCAAGCUGGACAACGCCAAGGUGUCGUCGGCGAUGAACGACAAGGCCGUGCGCACGGCCAGAGAGGAGCUGCAGGAGUCCCGAAUGAGAAUCGAGGGUCUGGCCUACCAGCUGAGCGCCCUGCAGAAACAAGCGGCCGCCGCCGAGGACCGCGUCCGCGAGCUGGAGGACAUCCUGUCGUCGGACCGGGACAAGCACCGGCGCGCGAUGGAGGCCAAGGACCGCGAGAUGAACGACCUGCGCCAGCGCAUGAACGCCCAGCUCUCCGAGUACCAGGAGCUCCUGGACGUCAAGCUCACGCUGGACAUGGAGAUCAACGCCUACAGGAAGCUCCUGGACGGAAAGCAGCGUAGAGCGACUUCCCGCAUCACCGUUUCCAGGGUGACGGGCUCGUCCUUGUCCCGCACCUCCAAGACGAACCUGCCGAAUGUGGAGUCCGGCAAGCCGACAGAGAAGUUUCUUCUGCGCUCCGGAAAACACGCCGUCUCCAUCGCGCCCGUCCACGCGGACCGAAACUUCAUCACCCUGGUGUGGUCUGCAGACGUGGGCGUGGCCCACAGUCCGCCCUCUGAUCUGUGGAAAAGCCAGGCUUCCUGGGCCACAGGACUUGACAUCAACCACCAGCUUGGCCAACGCUGACGGCGAGCAGGCCAAACGUCGUCCUGAGAGAGCGGCCGCCAUCUUGUGAAACCUCAUCCCUUCCAGCACAGUAUUCAAACGAGAGGCAAGGAUCAAAGUGGCUAAUCAGCAUAGAAACAAUUCAAAAAAUGUUUGAGGUCAUCAAGAGCUUUUAAUGUUGCCCAUUUAUAGGUGUAGGAUUGGCCUGUCAGUAGCUAUGGGAGUUAAGAAGUGAAUUUUCAAUUUAAAACAAAGUUUGAGCGUUAAAUGUUUUUGUGCUUCUUAUAAAAAAAAAAAAAAAAAAUUCAGUUUUUUAAAUUUGGUUUAAAACAGGUUUAGGAUUAAAUUAGGGGCCUGUGUUUCAGUUUCAAACACCCCUGGGGUCUCAACCUGGUUUACGGAUGUAUCUUGUUGUAAUUGACAUGAUUUAAUUAGCUCAUUUAUAUACAGUCAUAUACAGUGGACCCCCGCACAUCUACGGUUUGACAUUCGUGGUUUCACCUAUUCGCAGAUUUUCGGGGGAACCUAUCCCGGUUAUUCACGGAAACCCCUGCUUAUUUUGCCCAAUCCUCCACUUAUUUGUGUGUGUUUUUUAACCUGAUCUCGUACUUAUUUGUGUGUGUAUUUUUAUUGCUUUUUUUUCACGGCAAUUGUAAUGAGGGUCAAAUAUUCACGGCUAUUCGUGGUCAGGCCCGUCCCUAUCCGGUGCGAAUUGCAGGGGGUCCACCGUACAUUAAAAGACAUACAAACUUUUUUUUUUUUAAAUGUAAUUUUCAAAGUUACUCAUUUUGACAAAAAAUACAAAAUAUGAUUACAUAUGCACUGUCCAAGUGUACAUUUUGCACAACUUGCAAG
Phyllopteryx taeniolatus (common seadragon) is the source of this 2156-nucleotide messenger RNA. RefSeq names its product lamin-B2-like. The transcript is spliced from 12 exons. NCBI's taxonomy places the organism in Eukaryota, Metazoa, Chordata, Actinopteri, Syngnathiformes, Syngnathidae. The record is from RefSeq and is a predicted model, not a curated record. Bases 63 to 1322 code for a protein of 419 amino acids.